UACGUUGCUCUUCUUGCAGCUCCAAAUAGCUGUCUUAAUCGUUCUAGAAAUCGGAUAUCCCUUUUUGGGGUUUCGUUGAUUCAUCGGGGGAUCGGUCUUUGUAGAGUCAUCGGGACCGAAAAUCCAUCAAGAAAGAAGUAUUUUGGGCACCAGAAUUAGUGUUUGUGUCGAGAUAUUGACAGAUAACCAUGCCAAAGGAGAGAAGAGACCGAUCCGUGUCUAUAGACAAGUCCAGGGCUUCUCCAUACCGAUGCAGCACCAGUCAUCCAAAACGAUCACUGAUCAAGAACCCUUUAGAGAGUGACGAGAAUCUGAAAGAAUGGGAAGAUGCUCGAUGCCCAGUCUGUAUGGAACAUCCUCACAAUGCGAUUCUUCUCUUGUGUUCUUCACAUGACAAGGGUUGCCGUCCUUACAUGUGCGACACUAGCUACCGCCACUCGAACUGCUUUGACCAAUUCCGGAAAUCGUACUCGGAAAGUCAACCACCGUUGGUCCCUCCGACAGAAGAAACUCCAACAGAAGAAACUCCGGUCAUAAUUACGGAAUCCGAACCCUUGUUGCCCAACUUGAUUCCUGAGUCUAGUUUGACUUCUGAGACUGAAGAUAAGUCGAAACUGGUCUGCCCUCUCUGUCGUGGGCAGGUCAACGGUUGGGUGGUUGUAGAGGCUGCCCGUAUAUUCAUGAACACGAAAUCACGAAGCUGUGCUAGCGAAACGUGUGAUUUCUCAGGGACAUAUACGGAUCUUAGGAAGCAUGCAAGAUUGGUGCACCCGCUCGUGAGGCCAUCGGAAGCGGAUCCAGAAAGGCAGCGAGAUUGGAGGAGGAUGGAACGGCAGCGGGAUCUUGGAGAUUUGUUAAGUACCCUCCAAUCGUCUAUUGGAGAAGAUCGAAAUGAAGAUAGUACUAGCAGUUUAUCCUUCGAUGAAGGGGGUUGGUUGACCGUCUUUUUUCUUAUUAGGGUCUUCCGGCCAGGAAACAGUUCAAGAAGCGGUAGCUGGUCUGGAACUUCUCGAGCCAGAGCCCAGGUGACGGUUAGGAGAAGACUAAGGACACGUCUAUGGGGUGAGAGCUACGAUGGUGAAUCUAGAGACGACGAUAAUGAAUCCUCUGAUGGUGGUUCCGGUUCGGGCCCACAUAAUCUUUUCCAACUGAGUCGACGACGACCCACUCCCGACAACGAUGAAUCUUGAAUCACCGAAAAAGCCAUUAUGAAUCUUUAGCUCAUUUCUGCUGCCAAUCUGCUUAAAAGGGUGUGGAAGAGUUCUUGCAGAUUUAUAAGAAAGAAGAAAGCCAUCUGAAAACCUGUAAUUCUUUUACACUCAAAACUUAUAUCAUAUGCUAUAUCUAUAUCUAUAUCUAUAUAUAUUAUAAUUAUAUAUAAUAUUCAAUCAAUGAAUUUUCUCAAAUACUUUUAUCACUGCUUGUUGUGCCUGUCUGCUUUCCAGUUUCCAGCCUCUUGUAUGGUGCAUUUAUAGCGGAGGAAAUUAUAAAAAUGGUCCUUUAAGUGGUAACAAAGUGUCAUUUAUGGUCCUUUGUAUUUUCAACAUAUAUUGGUAGUAAUUCAAUUUCUGAUUCUGUAACAAAAAUGAUCUCUACUUCAUGUUAACGAGUC
Messenger RNA from Cynara cardunculus var. scolymus (artichoke), 1612 nucleotides. RefSeq lists its product as uncharacterized. Lineage: Eukaryota; Viridiplantae; Streptophyta; Magnoliopsida; Asterales; Asteraceae. The record is from RefSeq and is a predicted model, not a curated record. The transcript has 3 exons. The coding region runs from base 189 to 1190 and encodes 333 amino acids.